UAUAUUUCUAAAUUCUAACAUAACCUAAAUCUAAAUGUGUGCCGCUGCCUAGUGCCUGCCUCUCUCUACUAUCUUAUCUUUCUUCAUCUCCGACUCUGCACUCUUGAGUCUUGACCAGGCGGCGAAGCUCCAGCAGUCUCGGCUCCAGGCGAGUCUCGGCUCCAGGCGAGUCUCAGCUCCACGCGGUCUCUACUCGACGACUCCAGGCGAAGCUGCACGCAUUCUUUGCUCCAGGCGGUGACGCGGCUCCAGGCAGUCGACCGGAGGGCAUGGGAUACAACACAGGCAGUCGACGGAGUUCAGGUUAGUCCCUUGAUUUAACUAGGGACAAAACUAUAAACUAUACAGAUGAGGUACGUGAAGGCUUUGAGCUUAUUCCAAGACUUGCUUAAGACUGAUGGACUUGAACGUGGGCGCUUGCUCGGUUUAGACGUUGGUACUAAGUACAUUGGUUUGGCUGUUUCUGAUCUAAACAACAAGAUCGCUUCACCUUUGAGUGUUCUUGUAAGGAAAAAGUACAAUAUUGAGUUAAUAGCUGAUAAUUUUAAGUGUCUGAUAUCUGAACUUUCUUUGGAAGGAUUUGUUGUGGGCUUAACCUUUGACCGACAAAAGAGUACUACUGAUUCUGUGCUUGUGAAGCUCUUCUUGGAUGAACUAAGCAAUACAAACAAACUUACCGGUAUCAAAUACACAUACUGGGAUGAGCGCUUUACCUCAAGGAAUGUGGAAAUGCUACUAAAGCCUUUGAAUUUACAUCCGGUUCAUUCGAAGACAAUUGUCGAUAAGUUUGCUGCGGUUGGCAUUCUACAGGAAUACCUGGAUUAUGUGAACAAGGAACAGAAGAAAUGAAAGUGUCUUUAUGUUUUUGGUCUUAAGCUUUUGAGGUUCCCAAAUAUUAGAGAAUGGUUGACUAUAGAUUAUAGAUGUCCUUAUUGUGAAUAUAUAGUGUCAGCACAAAUUUCUUUCAAGGGAGGUGGUCCUCUGAGAUUUGCAGGGAAGCGUCCAGAACUUAAAAUGCUUAUUGAACUUGAGUCCAACCAUAUCAUGAUUUCUCCGUCUGGUAACAAAAUCUCUGAUACUAUUAAUUCAAUUCUACUUGAAGCUCUAGACUUGAUGUCUACUUCAUCAAAUAUAGCCUGCUUUUGCACAAGACAACUGAAAUUUUUCUCCGGAAAACUAACUGCUGCUUUAAAGGUGUGCUGUGGAUUAUUAUGUUGUGAUAUUUUACUAUACUGUUAACAACAGAUCCUCCUUGUUCCCUCUAUCCUGGCUCUUCUUCUUUCCUCAAAUGAACUGCUACUAUAGGAUUUUGGAUUGUGCAAAAAGUGUUGUAUGUGAUCCCACACAAGAGAUUCAUCCACACUUGAAAAAGAGAAUAAAUAAUUAUAAAUGGUGGCCAAUUUUUUAAUUA
Messenger RNA from Humulus lupulus (European hop), 1411 nucleotides. RefSeq lists its product as uncharacterized. Bases 349 to 849 code for a protein of 166 amino acids. The transcript has 8 exons. Lineage: Eukaryota; Viridiplantae; Streptophyta; Magnoliopsida; Rosales; Cannabaceae. The record is from RefSeq and is a predicted model, not a curated record. Gene Ontology annotation, biological process: rRNA 5'-end processing.